Messenger RNA from Pieris macdunnoughi, 501 nucleotides. The record is from the annotation of a GenBank genome assembly. Lineage: Eukaryota; Metazoa; Arthropoda; Insecta; Lepidoptera; Pieridae.
AUGGCUAGCACUUCUGGAGCCACAAGCUUAAAGAGAAAGAAUGGAAAUAUCAUUGUUGACCCUGAUACCCUUAAGACAAUAGAAGACGCAAAGAAACCCAAAAUACAUUUGAACUCAGAUAAAAAAUUCUCUUGCAUUGCAUCAAUCAUGGACAUGCACAAUGAAAUUAUAAAAAUAGCUUUCAGCUAUAGAAAAUGUGGCAACAAACAUAACUGUAGGCAACCACAUAAUCAGCAUUAUAUUUACAGAACACAAUGUAAAUUGUCAAUCUGUCAGGGGCACCAAAUUUGCCAAUAUUUGAUAAAAUUUCACAAGAUAAAGAAAACAAAAGCCACUUCGUACCAAAUUCAUUACAAGGGAAAAGAUUACAGCAUUCCCAAUGACACAAAAGAGAAAAUAUGGCUGGCUAUAUUAACGAGAAAUGGUUUGGAAUACAAAGAUUUUGAACAAAAUGAUGAGAAAAGUUGGUAUGGUACCAUAUCUAGACAUGUUUUCAGCUAG